Messenger RNA from Schistosoma rodhaini, 780 nucleotides. The record is from the annotation of a GenBank genome assembly. Lineage: Eukaryota; Metazoa; Platyhelminthes; Trematoda; Strigeidida; Schistosomatidae.
AUGGAUUUCUGCGUAACGUUUCGGCAUAUCUGUGUCGUCGUCUCAUCACUUCCAGCUGUUUCACUGAUAAUAUGUAUUCUUAGGUGUAUGACUACGAAUCCAUGUAGUAGAAUUGAUUGCACGGAUACCAAUUUCCUACCUUCUGUAAGUGCUACUCUUAGUGGUAAUGGAUCACACAGGGUGAUGUGGAUCAUAUCAAUUCUCAUUACUUCGGCUUACAGGCUAUUGAUUCUAUUAAAUAGUUACAUAAAUUCACGCAACUUGUUUAACUCAUUAUCAGGCAAAGGUCAUAUAUACAUUUCUUAUUUGCCAUAUCUCUCAAAUUUUAUUGAAAUAUUUUCACUCAAUAUGCUUAGCAUUGUCUCUUCAUCUGAUAACUAUAUUCAGCAUCGCCGUUACGUCUGUGCUUUUGCUUUUUUCUCGGUGGUCUAUAUGAUAACAGAUGUCUACGUAUUACAACUCAGGCUUAAAACCACCGAAAAUGCUUUUCUGAGUAACAUAUUACGAAAGAAGAUAUGUCUUAUGAUCUUCUACUUAAUUUGUUUGUUGGUUCUAAUACUGUGUUUCUGGAUUCACAUGACAUUUUGUCCUCCAUAUGCUCAUACUGUGUUCUCUGCAGUUGAAUAUGCUGCAAUAUUUGCGAACAUCAUCUAUCACUAUACAACCUCCAAUAUAUUUGAAGAUAUAUCAAUGAAGAAAAUGAUCACUUACUUUUGCACCGGUCGAACUAUUCCAUUCGUAAAUAUGAAAUCAGAACAACCAUUGUUGGAAGUAAAAUAA